Messenger RNA from Magnolia sinica, 808 nucleotides. RefSeq names its product protein OXIDATIVE STRESS 3-like. NCBI's taxonomy places the organism in Eukaryota, Viridiplantae, Streptophyta, Magnoliopsida, Magnoliales, Magnoliaceae. The record is from RefSeq and is a predicted model, not a curated record. The transcript is spliced from 2 exons. Bases 164 to 730 code for a protein of 188 amino acids.
UUGGCCACAAUGCAAUCCCAUCCACACAUCACAUUGACAAGUUCACCCUUGGAAUUGUAAUAAGACCCCAUUAGUUAUUCUCUCUUGGUUUCAAAACAGGAGCAGCUACUCCAUAGCUUCAUAGUGCACAGCUUCAUUCUCUCCUCCUAAGGUGGACAUACACAUGGAAGAUGGCCCAAUCUCAACGACACGACAUGAGCCGUCGACAAUGCAGCAUGGUCAUGGGAUCAUGGACUGCGAUGGUGAUGAUCGUCUGCAUGAUUUGGUUUCCUUUGACGUUUCCAGUUCUUCAAUUGAUGCAAGUUCUUCCACUUCAUAUGAAUCGCCGUCAUCGCCGCCGCUGUCAACGCUGCCGCCAUUACCAUCACAACUAACUUCAAAUGGACCAUUGUAUGAAUUGUCUGCAUUGAUGGCCCACCUCCCUAUUAAAUUGGGGUGUUGCAGGAGAGGGCUUUCCAAACACUUCCAAGGAAAAUCACGGUCCUUCAAAUCUCUAUCCAAUGUGAGAAGCAUAGAGGAUCUUGCUAAGAGAGAGAUUCCAUCAAGAAGGAAGAUGAAGUCAUCUAAGAGCAACGGAGGUGGGCUAGAUUGCCAGAAGUCAUAUACACAGAGAUGUUGUGUAAGGACGAUAUCAAAGAAGGCUUCAAGAGGACCGUACUCUUCUUUUUUAGGUAAAAGCAGCAGCUUUGUAAGUGAGAGGACUCUCAUUCCUGUAGAAAAGAACUUGUAAUUGGUAGCUAUAAAGCUUUUGAUUGCACUACAGCAGUUUGUUUGAAAAGGGAGAAUAUAUAUGAGAUUGUGUUCUUUA